UUCCUCGAAAUAAUAAAUCAUCCCUUUAUGUACACUGAUGACGCACAAUUUAGAAAGAUGGAUAAAUUUUUUUUGUUUUGAUAUCAAGUUUUGAAAUGUCCUACUUAUUCGUGGCGCGACAACAAACUGGUUGACGUCACGACCGUUCGAUGGCAGUGCGAUCUUUCUCUACGAGAAAGAUGGAACCAAAGUGCUAUGACGUCAACUUUACGGUCUCCCCUCUUUCGUUCCAACCCUUUGGACAGUCGGUCUCGUGUAUACAACCUUUACCACCACGCCGCGGUCGUUUACCACCACCACUGUUGUAGCGAGUUUCACUACCACUACUAGCUUCACCAUCGUCAUCGUCAUCGCCAUCACACCAUGAGUUUGGCGUUCGUCGAACGUUUCGUACGGGUGGAAGAGAACGAUGUGUUUUCGUUUCAUAACGUUAAUGGAAGUAACUAAGCAGAGGUGACGUCGCGUACAUAGUGGAGAACGUAUGUUGGUGCAUCGAUUUCGAUAACGGGAGAACACGAAGGAGUCGGUGCGAGCAAAGUACGGGAGAGACAAUUAGAACGAAGAAUUUCGUGACGAGUCGAGGCAGACUAUAUGCUGGAUACGUUCCUUGGCAGUGACCGAGAGUAUCCUAGAGUGUCGUACCGUCGGAAAAAAACUUUGCCCCAAAUUUUUCGCCUUGCAAUGGAUCCUCCGAAAAGAGAGAAGAAACACAAGGAGAAAAGAAGGAGUAACGAGAAGAGGAAGGAAAAGUCUCGCGAUGCGGCGCGAUACCGUCGUAGCAAGGAGACGGACAUCUUCACGGAGCUGGCUGCUGCACUUCCGGUGCCAUCGGAGCAGGCUGCGCACUUGGACAAGGCCAGUGUCAUGAGACUCGCCAUCGCGUUUCUGAAAGUUCGUUCGGUGGUGGAUUUCAUACCAGGCCCGUUGACCAAGUCCGAGACGCUGAAUCAGAUGGACGAGCUAUUUUCCAAAGCUCUAAACGGCUUCAUGUUGGUGCUCUCCGGGGACGGAAACAUGGUCUACCUCUCUGAGAACGUCAGCGAUUAUCUUGGAGUAUCCCAGAUGGACAUGAUGGGCCAGAGCGUGUACGAGUACAGUCACCCGUGCGAUCACGACGAACUGCGGGAAUGCCUGUCCUCGAAGCCACCUGAGAACAACGAGAAGCGUGCUUGCAGUUUUUUCCUGCGACUUAAGUGCACGCUGACCAGCAAAGGCAGGAAGGUCAAUCUAAAGAGUGCUUCCUACAAGGUGAUUCACUGCACCGGUAGGUUAACGUAUAUCCGUGAUCCGGUGCCGAAUUCGUCGAAGGACAACGACGAGGAGCCGAAGAGCGACGACGAGGAGAACGAACGAGAUAAUGGUGCCUCGUUGGUGCUCCUAGGAUGUCCCAUACCGCAUCCUAGUAACAUAGAAAUCCCAUUGGGUCGUCACACGUUCCUCUCCAAGCACACUCUCAGUAUGAAAUUCACGUACGCCGAUGAAAAAUUGGCCGAGUAUCUGGGCUGGAACAGCGAGGAGUUAGUGGGGCAGUCCGUUUUCGAGUUCUAUCACGCCCUCGAUAAUUUGGCUCUGGACAAAUCUUUUAAAUCACUAUUCAGCAAAGGCCAGUGCGAGACUGUAGCCUACAGAUUCCUCGGGAAGCGCGGAGGCUACGCGUGGAUCGUGACACAGGCUACUCUGAUCCAUUGCUCGAAGCAGCAAAAACCGCUCUCUGUCGUCUGCGUGAAUUACGUUCUAAGCGGCGUGGAGCGCGAGGAUGAGGUGUACAGCGCGCGGCAGCUCGCAGCUCGUGACACCGAGAAGGCCGUGAAGUUGGAGCCGGCUGUCUCUAGCGACGCCGUCGAGCCGCCGCGAACGACCAAGCUCCGUCUUCAGGUGCAAGUGAACAGGAAGAAGCUCGAGGAGAGCUCGUUGGACAACGAGCAACAGUUCUCCGUGUCGGUGGUGAAACCGGAACCUGCUACCGAUCGCGCCAAGCCGUUGACAGUGACUAGCUUGAUCUUCCGCGCUGCGGACGUCAAGCCGAAGAAAGAGGUUGUUCAGCUUCGGGACGGCUCGCGGAAGGAUAACACCUUCCCGAGACCGGUCCAGUCUACAGAGAAAUCGUUCGCCGGUGUGAAGGCUCUGAAGGAGUCUCUCGAAGAAUCGUUGAAGGAGAACAGCGAGCCAAAGAAGAAGCAGCAGAGUCGUCAGCAACCGAUUAGCAGCCGAGCUCCCUUCGUGUUCCAGGGUAAACCCGCGUUGGAAUACGAUCCGGAGACCGCGGUUCGUCAGAACAGGCCGCACGUAGUUACCAGACACCUGUUCACUUCGAUCGCCAGUCAGCAGCAGCAGCAGCAGCAGCAGCAACAGCAAGAGCAGAUCACUUGCAGACCACCGCCUCAGACUGCUACAGCGAGUAUCUUCGCACCUCGUACCAAGGACAUGAACAAAGGCUUCUUGACUUUCAGCGAGGAUCAUCCAGGUCUUACGAUGCUGAAGGACGAGCCGGAGGAUUUAACGCAUCUGGCGCCUACACCUGGCGACGUGUGCGUCCCCCUCGAAGACACGCCUUUCCUCACGGACAUGCUCGACGAGUUUAUCCUUGGCAGCGACAACUAUUGUCCUUUGCUCAGCCCCGGCGGAGCUCUACCCCCCGAACUGCGAUCCACGGACUUCAGCGACCCCCUCAAGGACACCGAGUUGGGAGACACUCCGAGGAGCAAGGAUCUAGGGGAGUCUCUGGCCGACAGCGAUCCGUUCAUGUACGGCGACUCGCCGAGCAGUCCUUGCAGCAUCGAUCCAAGCGCGGUUUCACCGCCCCUUGGCAAGUACCGUCAAAGUCCAGAACGAAGUAUAGAUUCGUUGGGCAGCCCGACAGCUGGCAGCGGAGCGGAUGGAUUGUCGGAAGACGAGAUGUUGAUGUUAGGUCUGAACGACAGCAUAGCCGAUGACGAGUUAGAGCUGAGAGCUCCUUAUAUCCCGAUGUCCGAUCAGGACGAGGCGUUAGAUCUACUGAUCAGUAACGACAUGGUCAUGUGGAGCCCUCCGCACGCGACGGAUCAAAAGAGUUGUCCGAAAUGGAUGAUAGCUGAAAAGGAGCAACGAACGAGCGAUUCCAGUCUAGCGCAGCUACUGAAGACGGACCAGGUGGUGUCCAGGAAGUACAACGACCAUGGCGGAGGCCUAGUGAACCCGGUCCAAGUUCUCGGUCAAAUCCCUAGAAAAAGCGUAAAUCUAGAUAACUGCCACUGGUUCUCCAAGAUGGACAGACCAACGAAGCGCAUUCACACUGCCUCGAUAGACGUAGAGAACGACAAUAAGCGGAUCAAAUGCGACGAGUCCUCGAAACGCAGCGGUCACCCCGAUCUCGAAGAUCAUCUACUGACCAAGCAGCAGCCGUCCUCGAGAAAGUCGUCCAACUUUGGCAAUAGUCAAUUGCUGCGUCGCCUGGUGUCUCAUCAGAACGUUCUGCGGAACAACUUCGCGAACGAAUCGUUCGAAGGCACGGUGAACGGUCGACUGAGUAAUCGAAUACAGAAUGCAGAACUAGACGGAGAGGAUGCCGAGGCGGACAGCGGCGGCGGUGGUAUCGGCGAUGGCGGUGGAAGAAAAUGCAAGACGGACGAAAACGGAAGGUGUCGUCGGAACGGCGUAGAAAAUGGCGACGCGAUCAGUCAGAUCUCUCAGCGGAAUCCAACGUGCAACAGCGUGCUAAUGAAUCUCCUGGUAUCUGGCUGCGACGAAAACUUGAUGGACUCGCGGAACGUGCCGUCGAUGUACCCGAAGAGCCUGAUGUCCCCGCUGUCGGUGAACCUGGAAAAUCAUCAAAUGGUGCCUCAAUGUCCAGACUCCAAAGGAUCCAGCGCGUCGUUCGAGCAACUCAGCCCACCGUCGAGAAAGCAGCUGUCCUCCGGCUCGUUUAUGAACGGGAGCGGGUCGAUGGUGUCGCCCUCUUCGCCCAUCAUGCCGUUCGAAAGCUACGACUACGACCCUAGCAUGUCGGCCAGUGGACUACUGCAGGUUGAACCUGACCUCUUUGAAACUCUGCUGGAUCGGAAUCUCGUCUAAGCGUUCGCGAUUAAUCCGGGGACAAGCCGAUUCGUUGGUUAGGUUAGGUUCGACGGGGACUUGGAUGCGAGAUGGAAAAAGAAAAUGGCGUAGAUGCAAUAUCGAAGGCGAGAUAUAGGCGAAGUCGGUUUGUGGUUACGGGCAAUUAAACGCUGCGUCGACGCAGUUCUAGACGAUUCAGGGUGUUUUUUCUUCUUUACGAUUGCGAUCGCGCGUAUCGUGCAGAUAUAUCGAUAUUUUUUCAUUGGUAAUUGUGCUAUGUAUAACACGCCGUGAUGGAUCCGCGGGAACAGCGAUCGUACUUUUCUCACACGAAAGUGCCAAUGCAUUUUUAGGGUUUGUUAGCCGUUAAGUCUGUAGUAUAAAGAUGGAGGAACGAUUCGCCAUUUGUAGGACCGGUUUUACGAUAAGCCUGACCAGAACUCGGUCCGAUUGUAAUAGAGCAUAAUCCUCUCUAUUUAAUGAUUUUAUACGCGUGAGAGGGAUACAUUCGAGUGCACGUUUCGUUGUUCAUUCAUUUGGAUUGUUAGCGAUUCGAGAAUGGAAAAGGGAUCGUGGAUGAGGAGUAUACAGCGAUCGAUUGUUCUCGAUGAGGUAAUCGAGGUUAUUGUUAAUUCGAGAGAAAUGAAGGAUGAGAUAGGAGAGGAUGGAACACGUGUGGCACUCGUUUCUAUAUUGUAGCCGGUUGAUACGGCGUUUAUGGCGAGGCUUUCGUGAUAACCAUGCGAGUUUAUCGCGAUCCUCGUCGUCGUUGUUACUGUUUUUUAUAGUUUUUAACGAGUCCAAUCCGAGUAUCAGUUGUUAUUACCAUAUAUUGUAUUACGAUUUAUUGUUCUAUGCACGUAUUUUGAGGAACACUAUAAACGCUAACGCAAUACAUAUUUUUACGUAUUCAGUUAUUGAUACA
Molecule: messenger RNA, 4957 nt
Organism: Eufriesea mexicana
Lineage: Eukaryota; Metazoa; Arthropoda; Insecta; Hymenoptera; Apidae
Gene: sima
Product: HIF-1 transcription factor component sima
Exons: 14
Coding region: 592-4050 (1152 amino acids)
Biological process (GO): cellular response to hypoxia; regulation of transcription by RNA polymerase II
Cellular component (GO): cytoplasm; transcription regulator complex; nucleus
Molecular function (GO): protein dimerization activity; RNA polymerase II transcription regulatory region sequence-specific DNA binding; DNA-binding transcription factor activity, RNA polymerase II-specific
Source: RefSeq, a predicted model, not a curated record